Messenger RNA from Stylophora pistillata, 1026 nucleotides. Its product is annotated as centrosomal protein of 85 kDa. Gene Ontology annotation, cellular component: centrosome. NCBI's taxonomy places the organism in Eukaryota, Metazoa, Cnidaria, Anthozoa, Scleractinia, Pocilloporidae. The record is from RefSeq and is a predicted model, not a curated record.
GUUUUGGUUUGUUUCCAGUUUCAAACACAGAUCAUGUUGAAGUUCAUAGACAUCCAGAAAAAAACCAAGCAGCUCAUAGUGGCACAUUAAAGACAAGACAAAAACAUGUGACAAGAAAAUAUAGUGAUAAUACUGAGCUAGCAGAACUAUUAGCUGAACACCAAGAGAGGCAGUUAAGGAGCAUGCAGGGUCUAAACACUGGGAUACAACAGCCUUGGGGAUCAAGCUUGAGACUUAAUGAACUUCACAUGCAAACAAAUGCAAGUGACAAUGGACUUACUGGCUUCACAGGACAAAUGCCUUUAAAUAAUGGAACAGGGAUACAAGCUAGUCAGACUAUGCCCACAGGGACGUCAGCUCCAUCAAUGAGGUCUACAAUUUCAACUGGAUACCCUGCACCCCUUAGUCAUAUCACAAAUUCUUCAACCUCACACCGAAAUAGCCCCCUUAAUCUGAUUGGAGAGGGUUACAUAAGCUCAUCUAACUCAACUUCAAGAUCCAUAAGCCCAUCUAGUGAUGACAGUGACAAGUGGAGCUCGUACCUAAGAGCAAAAGAUGAGCUUAUUGGUCAAAAAGAUGAGAUAAUAGAUAGACAGAAGCAGAGUAUAUUUCAACUUCAACAGCAGCUAAUGCUUCAAACAAAUUCAGUCAUUCAUCGAGCUGUUCCAACUCAUUACCACCUCAGCCGAACUCAGAGCACAGGAGAUAGUAGUUCACUGUCUUUAAAGCUACAAGAAAGUCAGUAUGAGAAUGCUCAACUUAGAGCACUUUUGGCAGAGAGGGAAUCAUCUCUUGACAAAGCUCAGAAGAAACUUGGAGAAACAGAGUAUUUGCUGAAAAAUAUGGAGGCCAGCGUAAAGGAUUCUGCUGCUUCAAAUAGACAGGAACUCGAACAACAGAAACAAAAGGUGGUUAAACAAGAAAAAGCUCAAGCAGAGCUGUCAAGUAAACUGGAACAGCUAGAAGAGGAAAAGUUAAAGCUCAAGUAAGUUAUUUUCUUGGACGUCUUAGCAACGACUUGAGCUA